This is a messenger RNA of Mercurialis annua (annual mercury), 1391 nucleotides long. Its product is annotated as ornithine decarboxylase-like. Lineage: Eukaryota; Viridiplantae; Streptophyta; Magnoliopsida; Malpighiales; Euphorbiaceae. The transcript has 2 exons. Gene Ontology annotation, molecular function: ornithine decarboxylase activity. The record is from RefSeq and is a predicted model, not a curated record. The coding region runs from base 83 to 1309 and encodes 408 amino acids. Gene Ontology annotation, cellular component: cytoplasm.
AUGUAGCUAAGCCUGAUUUCAAGGAAACCUAACUCUUAUUUUGUGCAACUUAUUUCAUUCUAGCAAGUCAAAUAUAUCACAAAUGGAUUCCAAGAAAAUGCAGCUUAUUCUUGAUGCUCCCGGCAUUAAAGGGAAGACUGUCAAAAUAUUAUCCAACCAAUCAAUAAUUGAUCAUGUUCAAUCUAUUAUCCUCAAUACCCAAAUAACCGAACAUCCAUUUUAUGUUUUAGAUUUACGUGCUGUCGGUUCACUAAUGGAGAACUGGUCUCGUCAGCUUCCUAUGAUUCAGCCUUUUUAUGCUGUCAAGUGCAAUUCAGAUCCUUCGCUUCUUGCAGCACUUGCUGCUCUUGGCUGCAAUUUUGAUUGCGCGAGUAAGGCCGAGAUCCAAUCUGUUUUAUCUCUCGGAGUUUCGCCUGAUCGUAUAGUCUACGCAAAUCCGUGCAAAGCUGGAAAUCAUAUAAAAUACGCUGCUAAUGUUGGGGUCAACCUUACAACAUUUGAUUCAAUAUACGAAAUUGAUAAGAUCUCGAAACUGCAUCCAAAUUGUUCUUUACUUCUUCGCAUUAAAGGUCCGGUAGAUAGUGUUUCGAAAUAUCCAUUAGAUUCCAAAUUUGGCGCACUUCCGGAAGAAAUUGAGCCGCUUCUGAAAGCCGCUCAAGAAGCAGGGUUACCCGUGUUAGGGAUUUCGUUUCACAUCGGAAGCGAAUCAACGAAUCCUCAAGCAUACCGCACGGCUAUUGCUGCCUCGAAGGUUGCAUUUGAUUCUGCAACUAAACUAGGCAUGCCACCCAUGACUAUUCUUAACAUCGGCGGUGGGUUCAGUGCUGGAUCAUUUUUUGAUGAAGCGGCUAUAGCUAUCAAAUCCGCUCUGCUCGAUUAUUUUUCCGAUAAUCAAAAACUGACCGUCAUAUCCGAGCCGGGUAGAUACUUUGCCGAGACAGUUUUUACUCUAGCAACUAGCAUUAUCGGAAAGCGUGUUCGCGGAGGAAUAAGAGAGUAUUGGUUAAAUGAUGGGGCUUACGGAUCCUUUCUGUGUCUUGUAUAUGGUAUGACACUUCCUCCGUGCAUACCGCUAGCGCUAUCGUCGAAUCUUGCGAAUACUAAUUGCGAAGGGGUGCCGACGCAUAGGUCGAGAUUGUUCGGACCUACAUGUGACUCGCUAGAUAAAGUUAUGGAGGACACUGAAUUGCCUGAAUUGCAGACGAAUGAUUGGCUUGUGUUUCAUACAAUGGGUGCUUAUACAACUGCUUGUUCAACCAGUUUUAAUGGCUUUAGCCUAGCUGAUGUCUUAACUUAUCUUGUUAUAUGAUGAAUAUUGAAAUGAUUUGAGCUCGUAGCUUCACUUUCGGAAGCCAAAUAAUAUACCACAGGCUGAGUAAUCCUUUGAAUAA